Messenger RNA from Lactuca sativa (garden lettuce), 522 nucleotides. RefSeq lists its product as uncharacterized. Gene Ontology annotation, biological process: intracellular protein transport; Golgi to plasma membrane protein transport; protein localization to Golgi apparatus. Gene Ontology annotation, cellular component: Golgi apparatus. The record is from RefSeq and is a predicted model, not a curated record. NCBI's taxonomy places the organism in Eukaryota, Viridiplantae, Streptophyta, Magnoliopsida, Asterales, Asteraceae. Gene Ontology annotation, molecular function: GTPase activity; GTP binding.
AUGUUUUCAUUGUUUUAUGGACUUUGGAAAUAUUUGGUCAGUAAGACAGAGUUUCAUGUACUGAUUCUUGGAAUUGACAAGGAUGGAAAAACGACCUUACUGGAGAAAUUGAAGACACAAUAUUCAAACUUAGAAGGCCUUCCCCCUGAUCGAAUUGUUCCUACUGUUGGAGUCAAUAUUGUUCGAAUAGAAACUUUAAAUACAAAACCUGUGUUUUAGGAUCUUGGAGGUUAGUUUGGUCUUCGUUCAAUUUGGGAGAAAUAUUAUGAGGAGGAAAAUGUUGUUAUCUUUGUAGUUGAUGCUUCUUGUCCAUCACGUUUUGAAGAUUUCAAAUUUGUCAUUGAAAAGCUGCUUAUGCAUGAGGAUCUGCAAGGUGCCCUUCUUAUAAUACUAGCCAACAAACAAGAUCUUGUUGAUGCUGUAUCAAUAGAAGAACUUGUUCAGUAUUUGGACCUGAAGAAAUUAGAUGAAAGAGCUUAUACAUUUGAAGUUGCUUCAGGGUACGAUGGCCUUGGUUUGAGG